Oryza brachyantha (malo sina) is the source of this 2184-nucleotide messenger RNA. RefSeq names its product laccase-12-like. Bases 82 to 1818 code for a protein of 578 amino acids. Gene Ontology annotation, biological process: lignin catabolic process. Lineage: Eukaryota; Viridiplantae; Streptophyta; Magnoliopsida; Poales; Poaceae. Gene Ontology annotation, molecular function: hydroquinone:oxygen oxidoreductase activity; copper ion binding. The transcript is spliced from 6 exons. The record is from RefSeq and is a predicted model, not a curated record. Gene Ontology annotation, cellular component: apoplast.
CUCAGACACACAGGAUCCAUAGCCAUUAGCCAAGCCAGAGCUCGAAGUGUAAGCAAGUCGAGAGCUCGAGGAGGCACAGCCAUGGCUAUCUCCUACCUUCUCCGUUCCUCCGUCCUCGCCGUCGCCGUGGUGCUCAUGAUCUUCUCCGUCGACGUGGCGAAGGCCGACAUUAGGGAGUACCAAUUCGACGUGCAAAUGACGAACGUGACACGGCUGUGCAGCAGCAAGAGCAUCGUGACGGUGAACGGGCAGUUCCCCGGGCCGACGGUGUUCGCGAGGGAAGGCGACCUCGUCGUCGUCCGGGUCAACAACCGCGCCACGUACAACAUGAGCAUCCACUGGCACGGGAUCCGGCAGCUGCGGAGCGGGUGGGCGGACGGGCCGGCGUACAUCACGCAGUGCCCGAUCCAGCCCGGCGGCAGCUACGUGUACAAGUUCACCGUCACCGGGCAGCGGGGCACGCUGUGGUGGCACGCCCACAUCUCCUGGCUCCGCGCCACCGUCUACGGCCCCAUCGUCAUCCUCCCCAAGCCCGGCGUCCCCUACCCCUUCCCGGCGCCGCACAAGGAGCUCCCCGUCGUCUUCGGGGAAUGGUGGAAGGCGGACACGGAGGCGGUGAUAAGCCAGGCGAUGCAGAGCGGCGGAGGGCCGAACGUCUCCGACGCGUUCACCAUCAAUGGCCUCCCGGGGCCGCUCUACAACUGCUCCGCCAAAGACACGUUCAAGCUGAAGGUGGAGCCCGGCAAGACGUACAUGCUGCGGCUCAUCAACGCUGCGCUCAAUGACGAGCUCUUCUUCUCCAUCGCCGGCCACACGCUCACCGUGGUCGACGUCGACGCGGUCUACGUCAAGCCGUUCACCGUGGACACCCUCCUCAUCACCCCGGGCCAGACCUCCAACGUGCUCCUCACCGCCAAGCCGUCGUACCCCGGAGCGACGUUCUACAUGCUGGCCGCGCCCUACUCCACGGCGAUGUCCGGGACGUUCGACAACACCACCGUCGCCGGCAUCCUCGAGUACGAGGACCCCAGCUCCCGCUCCACCGCGGCGUUCAACAAGAACCUCCCGGCGUUCAGGCCCACCCUGCCGCGGAUCAACGACACGAGCUUCGUCUCCAACUACACCGGCAAGCUCCGCAGCCUCGCCACGGCGGAGUACCCGGCGAACGUGCCGCAGCAGGUGGACAGGCGGUUCUUCUUCACGGUGGGGCUGGGCACGCACCCCUGCGCCGUCAACGGGACGUGCCAGGGGCCCAACGGGAGCCGGUUCGCGGCGUCCGUGAACAACGUCUCCUUCGUGCUCCCCACCACGGCGCUGCUGCAGUCGCACUUCGCCGGCAGGUCCGGCGGGGUGUACCUCUCCAACUUCCCGGCCAUGCCGGCGUCGCCGUUCAACUACACGGGGACGCCGCCGAACAACACCAACGUGUCCAACGGGACGAGGCUGGUCGUGCUGCCGUACGGCGCGUCGGUGGAGCUGGUGAUGCAGGGCACCAGCAUCCUCGGCGCCGAGAGCCACCCCUUCCACCUGCACGGCUUCAACUUCUUCGUGGUUGGCCAGGGGUUCGGCAACUUCGACCCGGUCAACGACCCGGCCAAGUACAACCUCGUCGACCCCGUCGAGCGCAACACCGUCGGCGUGCCGGCGGCCGGCUGGGUGGCCAUUCGCUUCCUCGCGGACAACCCAGGGGUAUGGUUCAUGCAUUGCCACCUGGAAGUGCACGUCAGCUGGGGCCUGAAAAUGGCAUGGGUGGUGCAGGACGGGAGCCUGCCCAACCAGAAGAUCCUCCCUCCGCCGUCCGAUCUCCCCAAAUGCUAGGGGACACUCGACCAAAUCGGCCGUUCAGACAAGAGAUUGCGUCUUGCUCAGUUUCCCUGUAGGAUACUCCUCUGCCUUUGCUAGCUUGCUUCUGUUGAUUGCUCGCGGUUGGUGCUAUGAAAUGCUUUUUUUUUCCCCUUGUAGUGGUGUGCCUUUUUCAAAGUUAAGUCGUCAUCUGGUUAGCUGAUGGACGAAUGAUCAUGGGCGAGUUUCUUGAUCAGACGCAAGGCAUUUGAUUUUGGGUUUCUUAAUUAAUUGUCAUCUUUUGAGGGAGCUGGAUCAUAAAUCCACGUUCAUCCCAAUAAUUUGUACCGGCAUUUGGUUUACGAGAAAGGAAUUUUUCUUGUACUGUUUCCCAUUAAUCAA